Molecule: messenger RNA, 255 nt
Organism: Cylicocyclus nassatus
Lineage: Eukaryota; Metazoa; Nematoda; Chromadorea; Rhabditida; Strongylidae
Source: the annotation of a GenBank genome assembly
AUGAAUGGGUCCGUAUCGACACUACUCUUUGCCGAGGACAACAUCAUAACAGCCGCUGUGGCAGCAGUGUCUCGAAUACUAAUGAAGGCGAGAGGAUGGGAGGGGUGUUGGGACAAUUUUACGAUCCAAGAAUGGAAUAUUGUUAUUGCAAAGUCCGAUACGACGCAGCGUCGAUAUGAGUCUUCACAUUGCAUCACAUCGAAGAAAGAAAUUCGAAAACUACGAGCGAAGAAUACGAAUCUGAAGAAAAAGUGA